AUGGUGGAGAAGACUAAGGGAAGGAAGGAGGAGGUGGUUACCAGAGAGUACACCAUUAACCUCCACAAGCGCCUCCAUGGCUGCACAUUUAAGAAAAAGGCUCCCAAAGCUAUUAAGGAGAUAAGGAAGUUUGCCCAGAAAGCCAUGGGAACCAAUGAUGUGAGGCUUGAUGUAAAGCUGAACAAGCUCGUCUGGAGUCAGGGAAUCAGGAGUGUUCCAAGGAGAAUUAGAGUAAGAAUUGCUCGGAAAAGAAACGAUGAUGAAGAUGCCAAGGAAGAGCUGUAUUCCCUUGUCACUGUUGUUGAAAUUUCUAAGGAUGAGCUCAAAGGGCUAGACACCAAGGUCAUUGAGGACGAAGAUUGA
Sphenostylis stenocarpa is the source of this 363-nucleotide messenger RNA. The record is from the annotation of a GenBank genome assembly. NCBI's taxonomy places the organism in Eukaryota, Viridiplantae, Streptophyta, Magnoliopsida, Fabales, Fabaceae.